Mya arenaria is the source of this 1475-nucleotide messenger RNA. RefSeq lists its product as uncharacterized. The record is from RefSeq and is a predicted model, not a curated record. Bases 1 to 1254 code for a protein of 417 amino acids. The transcript is spliced from 4 exons. NCBI's taxonomy places the organism in Eukaryota, Metazoa, Mollusca, Bivalvia, Myida, Myidae.
AUGAACGUGACCUUAGUGACAAGUGGUGUGAUCAGUCAAGCCGUUGUAUUAUGUGACCCGUGGUUUACCCUCGCCGACAGCCAAAACGUCACCUGUAGCUCUAACGGAUCAUGGAAUAUCCACCUUCCGACAUGCGUACGCUGUGAGCAGCUGCAGGUUGGAACAGGCCUGUCGUACAAGGUAACGACAAGCGGCUCCCUCUCUGUAGCAGAAUACACAUGUGCCAGCGGGUACACGCUAGAAGGAGCAACGAGCAGCACCUGCCUCCGUAAUGGCUCCUGGGACAGCGUGCCGCCAUCAUGUGCCCUGGCUGUGUCCACAGUGGGUCCAUGCGAGGCGACGACGACCGAAUGCAACAGCGGAGCCGCCAUCGGUCUAGGAGUAAUGUUUGGCCUGGCGCUCAUUGCCGCGGUAAUCCUAGGAUACUUUGCCUGGAGGUACUGGCGACUGUGGAAGGGCGUCGGGGGAGGCAAGUCUGGCAUGUACUCGAAAGCUACCCAGCCUCAAAUAACCACCUCACCUGACGGAAACUGGAUAUUCAGCGAUAUUGACAAAGGAACGAUAUCGCCGUCCAAAGCUCCAGUCAGUCAUGAACGCCAUGUAACCGACAUGGGUCGAGCUGAGUCCUCGCUUGCUCCGCUCUCUGAACAGAGAGAAAUAACAAUGAGCAGUAUUAUGACGCCAUCGCCGGGUCCCCUAAGCACACGCAAUAUUGAGUUCCAGCGCCCUCCAGCUGGCGUUUUCGACCGCCGCUCACCGUCAGGAUUUUCCGCUGUCAGAUCGAGGGAGUCAACAUUUGAUUCCUUUUCGGCACUACCGCAACAGGUUUUAACACACAGGGACAAUUCAUCCCUUCAAAAAAGAAAAACCGCUGUGGAGGUGCCUAAGAUUAAGAUAGACGCCGCCAGCGUGAAGAAAAAAGACCGGGAAAUAAUGGCACGGCAGUCGCCACUAGGGAGCGAGGGUGGCCGUUUGUCGCCUUUCGUUCCUAUCCAGGAAGCCACGUACAGGGACGGAAGCCCACUACCGGAACAGAUUCUUACACCUCGAGACGAGGAGACAUUAAAGGCAGAAUCGAGGCGUAAGCAUACAGACCCAACUAAACAACCAGUCGCUCAAGUUCGGCGUCCCCGGAAGAAAAUGAGUGAUCUGAUCGACAAGGACGCAAGUCUCCGACAUGUUUACCGGUCACCUUCGCAAAGUCACCACACAAUCACACAGCUAGACCAUGACAUACCCGAAAUGGACGUUUAAUCCAAUCUAACUAUAGUGUAUGCUGUGAGAUGCGGACGUUUAUAUUUCCACCGUGAGACCUCUCCAUUAUAGGGUUUUUGUUUCGUAGUGUAAACGUUGUUAUUAUGUUAUUAAAGAUGUGCAUAAUAUAUAAAAUUAUAUUGAUUUUUUAAGCUAGAUUCGUUUCCGUUGUAAGGUAGUUAUUUAUAUGUAUAUGUUACGAUAAAUAAAUUUAUAUGUUA